CUCAGGGGUGGGGUCCAGCCUCGGUCCCGCCUCGGGGCGGGCUGGGGAUAGCCCAGGCUCGGGGCUAUCCCUUCGCGUGGUCUCAGCCCCGGGCUCGGGGGUGUCCGGUCCCGCCCCCGGCCCCGCCUGCGCGGUCUCCCCAGCCCGCCGACCCCACCCAGCCCUCAGACCCUGCUGGUCCGCAGCUGUCGCGUAGCUCCGGCCGCAGCCACCGCCGCCCGGUGCAACAGCUGCUCCAUCCAGGGUGUGUGAGCAUCGCCGCCGCCUCUGGGCCGCCGGACACUUCUCAGCUGGGCCUCUGCUAAGACCGCCGCCAUGCCGGUCACGGUGACCCGUACCACCAUCACCACCACCACCACGUCGUCGUCCUCGGGCCUGGGGUCCUCCACCAUCGUGGGCUCGCCGCGGGCACUGAUGCAGCCGCUGGGCCUCCUGCGUCUGCUGCAGCUGCUGUCCACCUGCAUCGCCUUCUCGCUCGUGGCCAGCGUGAACGCCUGGUACGGGCCCAUGGGCAACUGGUCCAUGUUCACGUGGUGUUUCUGCUUCUCCGUGACCCUGGUCAUCUUGCUGGUGGAGCUGUGCGGCCUGCAAGCCCGCUUCCCCCUGUCCUGGCGCAACUUCCCCAUCACGUACGCCUGCUACGCCGCCCUCUUCUGCCUCUCGGCCUCCAUCAUCUACCCCACCACCUUCGUGCAGUUCAUGCCCCACGGCCGCUCCCGGGACCACGCCAUCGCUGCCACCACCUUCUCCUGCGUCGCCUGCCUGGCCUAUGCCACCGAGGUGGCCUGGACCCGGGCACGGCCCGGUGAGAUCACGGGCUACAUGGCCACCGUGCCGGGGCUGCUCAAGGUGCUGGAGACCUUCGUGGCCUGCGUCAUCUUCACCUUCAUCAGCGGCCCCGAACUCUACCAGCACCAGCCGGCCCUGGAGUGGUGCGUGGCCGUCUACGCCAUCUGCUUCAUCCUGGCGGCCGUGGCCAUCCUGCUCAACCUGGGUGACUGCACCAACAUGCUGCCCAUCCCCUUCCCCAGCUUCCUGUCGGGGCUGGCCCUGCUCUCCGUCCUGCUCUAUGCCACAGCCCUGGUCCUCUGGCCCCUCUACCAGUUCGAUGAGAAGUAUGGCGGCCAGCCGCGCCGCGCCAGGGACGUGAGCUGUGGCUACUCUCACAACCACUACGUGUGCCCCUGGGACCGCCGCCUGGCCGUGGCCAUCCUCACGGCCGUCAACCUGCUGGCCUACGUGGCCGACCUGGUCUACUCCGCACGCCUGGUCUUCGUCAAGGUCUGACCGUCGUUGCCGGGGGCCCCCCAGGGCCGUCUCCAGCCAACUUUCUGCCCCCUCUGCCCUUCCUGUUCUCUCUGCCCCUUCUCCUUCCUGUUGGGUGGCUCACCAUCCCACUGUGAAGCUGCCUUCUCUCUCGUCUCCCUCCCCUCUCUGCCCUCCUGUUCCCUCUGGAGCCCUGGGGGUUUCUCUGUCCCCCCCCCUCCCCUCACCCCACCUCCAAAGGUGCUGAGUUCCACAGGCCCCACACCCGUCUUGCUCUUCAUGCCACUGGCCUCCUCUGGGGGCUCAUUGCCAAAGCAUGCCUGCCCGCCCUAGCUGUGCCUUAGUGUGUGUGUGUGUGUGUGUGUGUGUGUUUGGGGAGGGGUGCUGGCUGGGUCGCUAGGAAUCUAGCCCCCCUCUCUGCUGGGGAGAGGGGAGAAGGGUGUACCCUGUACCUCCCCUUUAAGUUAAAAAAAUCUGGUCACCAAUAAUUCCCAGAGGGCGGGAGACCUCAAGCGCAGACUUCAGCCUUGCCUGCAAUUGACUCCAGACAUUUUUGCCAAGGUUUAUUAUAAGAAAAAUUCCACUGCCUAGAGGCUGCCUUACAGGAGGCUGGGGACGGGGCUGGGGAGACUCUGGAGCUUGCCUUGUCUCCCUGCUGUUUGGUGUGCUCUCCACAAAGCAUGGUCUGCAGGACUCGUGGGGGGGCAGGGGUGUGGCCCUGCAGCCUCAGUGUCAAGGUCACAGCCUGGUAGGGUCGGUGAGCGGGUGACCAUGCUGGCACCCUCCGCCUGCCUUCCUUCCUUGCCUGGUGGCUAAGGCGAGCAGUAGGGUGGCCCUGUUCAGGAAAUUUGUGCUUCGGGUCGGGUGGGGUGGGGGGCCAGGCAUGGGGGGCUGCUGGCAUGCGAAGGAGUGGCUGUCGUCGCUUGCAUGCGCGCGUGUGUGUGCUAGUCGCUUCUUGCUGCUGCCGCCACUGCCUGCUUCUCGGGUUCUCACAUGCAUAACGUGACAUAUAUAUAUAUAUAUAAGUGUAUAAAUAUAUAUUUUAUUUUUUUUUAAUUCCCUGGAGCUCUCGGUUCCCGUGGCUCCUACUGUCGGUCAUAGAGAAAAGCCGUGUCCCUCCCAUCCUCCGUCACCCCCACAUCCAUCAUGUUCUUAUUUUUAAAAACUCAAAGAUCAAAAACA
Ochotona curzoniae (black-lipped pika) is the source of this 2448-nucleotide messenger RNA. It is a transcript of the gene MYADM, whose product is annotated as myeloid associated differentiation marker. The coding region runs from base 316 to 1287 and encodes 323 amino acids. Gene Ontology annotation, cellular component: plasma membrane; cell-cell junction. The record is from RefSeq and is a predicted model, not a curated record. NCBI's taxonomy places the organism in Eukaryota, Metazoa, Chordata, Mammalia, Lagomorpha, Ochotonidae. The transcript has 3 exons.